AUGAAUACAGAGGAGGCGGUAUCAUUACAACAUAGUAUAUUCAGCUUUAUUAACAUUGGCGACUCAAACAAGGCCAUUAGAUUGCUGGAAGAUGAUGCUACAUUGUUGUUUGCGACAGAGGACCACUAUGGUCUAACAAUCUUACAUCUGGCCGCUCAGAAACGAAUGGCUACACUGAUCAAACACAUACUCAAGACUUCGCAGGCAUUCGAUCACUUUGACAUUGACAAACUAGACUCAAACAACAACACGGCACUUCACUACUCAUGCGCUGACUCCAUCGCAGAGAUCUCGUCGUCAGCCGCCACCCAGAUGCUGAUGUCUCAAGGCGCACCAUCAUCACCGAACGCACAACAACAGGUGGUGGUGUUGAGUGAUGAUCAUGAUGAACAAGACUACGAGUCGAGGGAGAGUCGACAGCUGGACAUUGUGAAGAGACUGCUGGACAAGGGAGCCGAUCCCAUGGCCAAGAACAAGUUGAACUUGCAGCCCAUACACCUGGCCACCAAGUCAGCGUCAUAUAGCGUAUCUGCACUGCUCGUUGAGUAUGGUGCAGACGUCAAGCUGCCACACGAGAAGCUGCUUGACGUUGACUUUAUGUCACUUCAACUCAAGUCCCUGUUGCCACUGUCGAGCUACGAGCAGCGACGAAGCGACGAGAGGAAACAGAAGAUCGUUGAGAGGUUGGGUGGCACGCGAGGUGUCGUCAAGGAUGGCCCAACAUGUCUACACUAUGCACUUGGCAAUGUAUCAGCAUUGCUGCGACAGAUCAAGGAGCUGCACUCGAUGAAUGUGGAGGCAGAGUCGUUGUGGGGCCGAGACAUACCCUAUGUGUCGCUCAUUCAAUUGUUGCUGAGCAAGGGUGUCAAUCCCAAUGCCAUCGACAUUGUCACUGGACACACGCCACUCUCAGAGUUCAUUCAUCGAUUCCCAGACACAAUGGAGCUGUUGGAGCAAUAUGGACUAUCAGGGGGACAACAGCAGCAGAAGUUGCUGCGCGAUCAUUUCAUUGUCGUGUUCCGAAGGAUACUCAAUCUGAUUGUGAUCGAUCAUUCAUGCGACCUAUCCCUGUGCGACCAGCCAAGCAUGGACGGCAUGGAGUCCGGAGACAAUGUGCUGACAAACUCUUCAUCAAAGCCAUCAAAGUUGUUGCCGCUAGUAUGUUUGUUGCAAACAAUCAAGAGUCUUGGAAGUGGCACGGACAAGGUAUUGGAGGCAAAGAACAGCAAGGGUCAGACAGGACUGUUUGUCGCAUGCUCAGUGGGCAACAUUGAUGCUGUUGGACGGUUGCUAGAGGCUGGUGCCGACGCCAACACAUCGGAUACAUUCGGAAACACACCAAUACACGAAGCGUUAUCAUUCGGAUAUUCAGACAUUGCCAAGAAGUUGGUUGCAUGUGGCGCCGACGCCAGUCGACCAAUGGCCGUAUUCCCACAGUCGACACCAUUGCAUGUGGCCGCCCAACAAGGUGACCUUGACCUCGUGGAGUACUUGCUCAGACAUGGUGCACUGCUUAGCGCGCUUGAUGGGGAGAAGCGAACUCCAGUUCAAGUGGCCGAGAGCGAUGAGAUUGUCGACUUCCUGCAAGGACACGUUCAGGUGGAGUUGGUCAACAAGUCAAUGUUUGUGUUGCCAAAGUAUGACUUUCAGCGCGAGUUGGACGUGGCCAUUGGGAAUCAAUAUGGAAAUGUAGCGAGCAGGACACUACGAGUGAUUAGCAAGACUGAUGAACAGGUCACAAUCCAGCUGGAUCAGACAUUGUUGGCCAGUGGACUGUCCAUCAAGAUCAAGAGGAAGGGCGACACAUUAUUCAAGUUCAUCAAGCUUUAUCAUCGCACUUACCUACAUCUAGUUGCGGCGAUACAAGAGCGAUUCAAUGAGGGUAGCGCAUCGAUCGACAGUUUCCAGCAAUCAAUCAAGACCAUUAUAUUGCUACCAAACGUUCUGAUACAGUCUGAUCGCGACCUAGAGUUCCUUGUGGAUAGAGAUGAGUUGGAAGUGGAGUUCAAAUGA
Messenger RNA from Acytostelium subglobosum LB1, 2013 nucleotides. RefSeq lists its product as hypothetical. The record is from RefSeq and is a predicted model, not a curated record. Gene Ontology annotation, molecular function: protein binding. The transcript has a single exon. NCBI's taxonomy places the organism in Eukaryota, Evosea, Eumycetozoa, Acytosteliales, Acytosteliaceae. Bases 1 to 2013 code for a protein of 670 amino acids.